Arctia plantaginis is the source of this 2403-nucleotide messenger RNA. The record is from the annotation of a GenBank genome assembly. Lineage: Eukaryota; Metazoa; Arthropoda; Insecta; Lepidoptera; Erebidae.
AUGAGUCAAUCAUCGAAUUCUAUAGCUGAUGGUACUGCCAGUUCUAUAAGUAAUGUGGAAACCACAUCAGACACAGCUCAGUUGUUAAGUCAUGAAGAAGUAGCCAGCACAUCAAAUCAUCAAUUUAACAAACCUAUAAACUUCGAGGAUUCUGAUGAUGAUGAUGAGAUACAUGGUAGUCAUGGCAUUAGGAGAAGGCAGCCUCCCCAAAAAAUUGAGCCUGGCUCUUUAAAUAUUCUUUCAGCUAAAUAUGAAAGUUUAGACUAUGAUACAUGUGAGAAUCACCUACUUCUUGAUGAGGAGCGGAAGCGUGGAUAUCCUUUUUUCGUAUGGAAGGAUAUAGCCCGGUGGUUCAUUAUACUACUGAUUGGUAUAGUUACAGCUCUCAUAGCAUUUAUUAUUGAUAUAUGCAUUGAAGAAUUCUCAAAGAUUAAAUAUAGAGAGCUGAAAAAAUCUGUGGAUAAAUAUGUACUGCUUGACAGACUGUACAUUCCAUAUCUUCUGUGGGUGUUAUCAAACAUAUGCAUUGUGUUUAUUGGAUCUAUGUUAGUUGCAUAUGUGGAGCCUGUAGCAGCCGGAAGUGGCAUUCCUCAAGUAAAAUGUUACUUAAAUGGUGUCAAAGUACCCCGAGUAGUGCGCAUCAAGACUUUACUGGUGAAGGCUGUUGGUGUUAUCACUGCAGUUGUCGGUGGGCUUGCUGGUGGCAAGGAAGGCCCUAUGAUCCACAGCGGCGCUGUAGUCGCAGCAGGCAUAUCGCAGGGUAAAAGCACAACGUUUAACAAAGACUUCAAGAUAUUCCAAUACUUUCGGGAAGACCAUGAGAAGCGCGACUUUGUAUCGGCCGGUGCGGCGGCCGGUGUAUCUGCAGCUUUUGGCGCCCCUAUAGGCGGUGUGCUGUUCUCACUCGAAGAGGGUACAAGUUUCUGGAAUCAGGCGCUGACAUGGCGGACGUUCUUUGGAACUGUAGUGUCGACGUUCACGUUAAACUGCGCCCUCUCUGCAUAUCACGGACGGGCUGGAGAGCUGAGCUAUCCAGGCUUACUCAACUUGGGCAAGAUGGAUCCGUUUCCGUUUCAAUUCUACGAGUUGCCAGUUUUCAUGUUCUUUGGCAUGGUCGGCGGUAUGCUCGGCGCUUUGUGGAACUUCAUUAAUUAUAAACUGGCCGUUUUUAGAAUAAGGUACAUAGGAACCCCUUGGCUUCGGGUAGUCGAAGCUUGCCUAGUCGCUGCCGCGAGCGCGACCUGCGGAUUCCUCAUGAUGUUCCUGCUGAACGAUUGUCGACCACUUGGAGAAGAUCCAACGAAAGUGCCCUUACAGUUAUUCUGUGCAGACGGUGAAUACAACGCCCUAGCCGCCAUUUGGUUUCAAACACCCGAAGCUUCCGUCCGUUCGUUCCUUCACGAUCCGAUGGGUUCGUACAAGCCGUGGUCCAUACUUGUCUUCGUGGUCUGCUACUUUCUACUGUCUACUUGGACUUUUGGCCUCUCAGUGUCUAGUGGACUCUUCAUUCCAAAUCUGUUAACGGGAGCAGCCUGGGGUAGGCUGUUAGCUAUUUUGAUUCAAUAUAUGCUGCCUUCCAAUACGAUAAACCCGGCGAAGUACGCGUUAGUUGGCGCUGCGGCACAACUCGGGGGCGUGGUUCGUAUGACGAUAUCGCUCACCGUCAUUAUCAUCGAGACCACGGGACAGAUCUCCAACGCGCUUCCUAUCAUCAUCACAUUAGUCGUCGCUAAAUGGACCGGCGAUUUCUUCAAUGAGGGUAUUUACGACAUUCACAUACAACUGGCUGCUGUGCCUCUACUGCCUUGGGAGCCUCCGCCGUUGGCACACAAUAUAUACGCAUCAGAAGUAAUGUCGCACCCAGUGUUUACUCUUCGUACCGUUGAGAACGUUGGGCAUAUCGUCGAGUUGCUCAAAUUAGUGUCAUAUAACGGAUUCCCCGUUGUAGACCCGCCCUUGGCUGAUGACGUGGAAAUAACAACAUACAAACGCCUCCGAGGCGUCAUACUACGAUCUCAAUUAAUAGUGUUAUUACAAAACAAAAUAUACAAUGAGAAUGCAAACACCACAUGGUCUAACUUGAAUGUUGAUAUGAAUAUGUUCAGGUCUGAAUAUCCACGGUACCCAUCUAUAGACCAGCUGGAAAUCGCAGACUGGGAGAAAACGUGUACAAUGGAUUUGCGGCCGUUUAUGAAUCCAUCCCCAUACACGCUUCCACAUAGAGCGUCGCUGCCGCGCUUAUUCCGCUUGUUCCGAGCGCUCGGCCUGCGACACUUACCCAUAGUCAAUGAUGUUAAUGAGGUGGUUGGUAUGGUCACUAGAAAGGAUAUUGCAAGAUACCGUGUAUGGCGACAUCGAGGUCAUAUGGGAAUGGAAGAAUUAAUACUCUCUAGUGAAAUAUAA